Messenger RNA from Lampris incognitus (smalleye Pacific opah), 1386 nucleotides. It is a transcript of the gene meiob, whose product is annotated as meiosis specific with OB-fold. Gene Ontology annotation, molecular function: single-stranded DNA 3'-5' DNA exonuclease activity; single-stranded DNA binding. The record is from RefSeq and is a predicted model, not a curated record. The transcript is spliced from 13 exons. Lineage: Eukaryota; Metazoa; Chordata; Actinopteri; Lampriformes; Lampridae. The coding region runs from base 1 to 1386 and encodes 461 amino acids. Gene Ontology annotation, biological process: resolution of meiotic recombination intermediates.
AUGGCCGCUCCGAGCUACGUGGACAUUUCUGAAGUGCACCCGAACAUCACCCAUUCUAGGGUGGUUGGUGUCAUCAUUGGAAAAACUGAUGUCAGAACCUUCCCCGACAGAAAAAAAAUUGGUUCUGAAAGAGGCACCUUCGGCUUCACAAUCAAGGAUGCCCCAGAGUCUUUCAUCAACGCAGCAGCGUGGGGUAGUGAUGGGUAUAUCAACGUACUCUCCAACAGCUUCAGUAUUGGAGACUGUGUUAUUGUUGAAAAUUUUUUGGUUGUCAGCAAAGAUCCGGAGAAAGAUGACAGGUUUUGCCCAGCAACACCAAGCUUCUACAAGUUGCUGAUGUCGGAGGCCCACUCCCAGGUGUCUCUGUGUGCUGACAUGGACACUGUCGACAGAAUGCUGCCUCUGCUCCAUCACCCCGUGAAGGACCCCAGAGACUUCUACUCCCUGGGGGACAUAGAAGCCAAUGGACAGAGCCUGGAUGGCAGUUUCAUAAAUAUACUGGCUGCAAUAAGAUCGAUUGCGGAGCCCAAGUUUUUUACCACCUCAGAUAAACGCAAAGGGCAGAGACUAGAAGUUAAGCUGUUUGAUGAGACUGUCUCUUUCUUCUCCUUGGUGUGCUGGGACAGAGAGGCCAUUCAGCUUAUACAAACUCUGAUACCAAAGCAGACGGUUCUCUUCAUAGCAGAUGCAAAGAUUGGCUUUGACAGUUUUCGCAAAUGUAUGGCAGCAACGGUGACCUCCAAGACCAUUAUCACAGUCAACCCCGACACUAAAGAGGCUGGUCAGCUGUUCAGCUAUGCUAAAGGGCUGUCUGAGUCUGGAGCUCUGGAGGAAGAUGAUAGACCAGAGGAUAUGGACGUGGAUUCUAUCACUGACGUGUACACAGUGGAGCAGCUGAAGCUUAAAGCACAGGAAAGCUCUGAUGUAUUUUUUGGCAUCACCUACAGCUUCAUCUCCAGGCUGGACCUUGAUUCAUCUUUGUCCAAAGUUAUUUGGCUCAACUGCUCCGAGUGUAAGUUCCAGGUGACUGAGGAUCUGCAGAGUUGCACUAACGAGUUGUGUCCAGGGAGAGACCAGGCCCUGUCUUGUACCAAAAGGUUUAAUCUGCUAGUGGACAUCACAGACCACACUGGUACCCUGCGCCUCUUCUCCCUAAGAAGCCCAGUGGCAGAGAAGACAUUCAACUGCACUACAGAGGAGUUUGAAGGUUUGACUGAUGCUCAACGGACCACCAUGAAAUGGAAAUUUCUCUUGGAGAGGUGUAAGAUAUAUGUGAAGAUCCUGCCGUCUCCCAAGAUGAGAGAUGGAAUCAAAGGGUCCAUUCUGUCUUGCUCACUGGCAGAUUCAGGGGAAGUGAAACAGUAUAUGUCUACCCUGUUGUUGUAG